Molecule: messenger RNA, 2427 nt
Organism: Naegleria fowleri
Lineage: Eukaryota; Heterolobosea; Eutetramitea; Acrasida; Naegleriidae
Exons: 2
Coding region: 1-2427 (808 amino acids)
Source: RefSeq, a predicted model, not a curated record
AUGAAGCAGCCUUCAUCGCCAAAGAGAUCUACCACACCUGCACAAAAUGUUAUGGAUGAUGUAGAGAAGGCCCUUGAUGAUUUAGAAGAAUUCAAUCCAAUCCUAAAUGACCCCUUAGCAGAAGAAAAGCUUUGCAUGGAGAACGUAUGCCAAUGCCUAAACGAUUGUUAUUCACUCAUUAAGCAAUUUACCGAAGGCGAAGAGGAAUUCAACGUGGUGCUUAUUGAUCAAUCAUUGGAGUGUUUUCAGUUAGCAGUUUCGUUGCUUGGUGUUGAUCUUGAUCCAAAGAGGAUUAAGGAAGUGGCUUUUUGCAACAGCAGUCCUUCGUUUCUCACCAUGAUUCUAAAUUACAUAUCUCUCGAUCUUUCCAAUAUUGAAAACGCCCCUCUCUCAACAUUUAGUAUCAAUGAAAUUGUAAAGAUUUUCAUUAAUUUAAAGAUAUAUGCUUUGAAAUGUCUUGCCAAGCUUAUAUCUGUGUGUUCAUUAGAACCCGUAAACGAUGAAUCAAGAGAGGAAGAAUUUAAGGAGCUGUCUAGGCUUUGUGCUGAAUCUUUGAUUCAGCAGGAAGGCCUAACUAUUCUCUUUGAGUGUUUGGUCAUUCCAGCAGGAGAUGUACCUGACGAGCCUGUCAUGCUUACUGAUGAUAGAAUAAGACUACUUGUAGUGGAGUGCUUGUUCGUUCUUGUUUGUAGAAAUGAAAUUGCGAGACUUGCAGUAGUUUUUCAACAGGGAUUGCUUCUGAUUAUGGAAUUAAUGACUCUUGAACCUGUCCCUCUUAUUAGAAGUUACUACAGCGCAAUUCUAAGGGAGUUUAGUGUUUCAUUUGCUGAAGACCUUAUCAAAGAAAAUUGUAUUGAUCACUGCCUGUUAAUGAUGUCGAAAGACAAUAACGAUGAUGUUAGAGCUCUAAGUUUGGAGACAUUGGAAUCCUUGUUUAAAAGUGACUUUUCAAAAUUCAAAGAGCUUUCAGUGAGUGAUUUCUCUAAAUUACUUUUCACCAAACUAAAUUAUGAGAGUCCACAAGUCAUCCAGUCAUGUUGCAAGUUGUGUGAGACCCUGUUCAAAAUGGAUAACGAAGCCUCCAUUCAUGAAGAAUUUAUCCGAAACAAUUAUUGGACGGCAUUUGCAAGCGUGGUGAACCGUAGUGAUAUUCGAACAGCAUCUAUUGCUUUGAAAUCGCUAAGAUGCUUUUUUCAAAGUACACCCUCUGAUGAAACUGUGACACAAAAUAUUCUGGAUAAUUAUAACACUAUUGCGUUCCUAAUGUCGCUUCUUCUAGACAACACUUUCGAGAAAAUUAUAAAAACUCAGAAGGACAGGAAAAGCAAAACCGACAAGAAGAAGAGGAUAGACAAAAGAACGUUCCAAAGAGGAGCAACACGCAGCAAUCCAAAGGAGAAUGAUUUCGACAGCCUUUCAUCAAAACUUGCAAAUUUGGAGUCUACUCUCUUGUUGGGAGUUGUUAUGGUUAAAAGUACAAAAGUAAGACAAAAGAUUAAGGACGACCUUAGACCUGGAUCUGCCUCGCUCCUAAAAAAGAGAAUGCUUCUGAGUCUUGAACUUGCAGAAGAAGAGUAUUUCUCGGAUUUGAUCCUCAGAGAUGAUAAGGGGGAUGAUCUCACUAAAAAAAUUGUUCUCAAAGAAGCAAAUGAUGGUACAAAUUCUAGUGUGGAAUACAUCAUUACGGACACACCCUCCGAUCAUAUGAGCAGCAUCAUUACGAAUGACGUGGACGGGUCUAUUAAGCUACUAAUUCUACGGCAAAUCAUUUCAAAAACACUCUCAAUACCAAAACCUAGUAAGAGCGUUGCAAAUGACAGCAUGAACACAAGUGUAACCCAAAUUUCGUCGGACAACGAGGGUAGCCCUCGUCUAAAUCGAAAAGCAUUCACCAAAAAGACUCCCGAACCAAAAAGAAAUGCAUCUCCGCCCAAAUCAAAAACUCCAAAAACGCCCAACUCGCCAUUGAAUAAGUCAGAAGAAGCUACAGAAACCGAAGUGGAUCUACCUCCAAUCAUUCCUGUGUCAAUUCUUUCUCCUCAAGAUGGAGAAGAGUUUAUGCCUGGUUUCUACGGUCAGCCAAUGGAUAACGUCCCAAAAGGAGAUAAACCAGACACAAUGUUUGGGUGUGAGCAGAAAUACCUAAUUAAUAACCUUAGAACCAGCUGUGAGCAUGCCGAAUUUCAUCGUCUGAUUGCUCUUUGUAAAGCUUUUUCCUUAUGGUAUGAAAGUACAGAAAUGAGGUAUCAAAGAGAAGAGGAGCAAGAUCGAUUCAUAACUGCUUUUCAACUCUCCAAGCUAGGAAAACUGUCGCCAAUGUAUAGUCCUGUAAACUCGCCAAAAGAUCCAAGAUCAAUUAAGGGUACACAUCUCUAUUAUCAAAAAGUCCCAUAUCACUUCAAACACUCACCCCAAAAAAUUGACUAA